Molecule: messenger RNA, 966 nt
Organism: Microplitis mediator
Lineage: Eukaryota; Metazoa; Arthropoda; Insecta; Hymenoptera; Braconidae
Product: speckle-type POZ protein B-like
Exons: 1
Coding region: 1-966 (321 amino acids)
Biological process (GO): regulation of proteolysis; proteasome-mediated ubiquitin-dependent protein catabolic process
Cellular component (GO): cytoplasm
Molecular function (GO): ubiquitin protein ligase binding
Source: RefSeq, a predicted model, not a curated record
AUGAGUGUCAGCUCGAUUCAAUCUAAAAAUUACGUUAAAUUUAGUUGGCCAGUUUCAUUUGUUGCUCAGUGUGAUUUUGAUCAUUUUUCUGAUCAAUUUAAAAUUCAUAAUCUUGAAAACGUUGCUUUUAAUAUUGGUUUCAAAGUUUAUGGUGGACCUCGAUCUUAUUGUGCUAGUCUAUGGGUAAGAAAAACUAAUUCUGAAGAAGCUCAUGCUGUUAUUAAUAUGUCAUUUGGGAAGAUCCAAUCAAAAAUCGAAAUUCAUAAUUGGAAAGAGAUAUGUUAUGCAGGUGCGCUAGAAAUUCCCAAUAAGUCAAUGAGACAAAAACUCUAUUCAAAGUAUGGCGAAAAGUAUGAUUUAUACAAAACUACAAUUACGUGUGAAAUAUUCUGGAAAAGCAACAAAGAAAAUCCACCUCACAGUAAUUUAUUUGACAAAAUGAAAAAUUUUUACAAUUCUCAAGAUUUCAGUGACGUAACUCUAGUUGUUGGUGAAGUCAAGAUUCCAGCACACAAAGUUAUAUUAUCUGCUCAUAGUCCAGUUUUUUCAAGAAUGCUGCAGUCAGAGAUGCGAGAAUCAAAAGAAAACAUUAUAAAUAUCAAGGAAGUCGACGCUGAAAUUAUAUUAGAAAUGUUGCAUUACUUUUAUACAGGAGAAACUAAAGCGAGUCACGAUAGUGAAACAGCUUUAAAGAUGCUUGAAGUUGCAGACAUGUAUCAAACUACAGAACUAAGGGAUAUUUGUAAAUUUACUUUGGUGUCAAAGAUGUCUGUUGAUAAUGUCUUAUACAUUUUAGACGCUGCGGAUGAUCAUAACGCUACUGAUUUACGCAAUAGUGCAAUGAGCUUUAUCGUUAGUAACAGCAAGAAAGUUUUUGCAACAAGUCAAUUUAAAGAAAUGUUCUAUAAAAAUAAAAAACCAGACUUAAUGUUCGAACUCAUGUGUGAUGUUAGUGAUAAAAAAUGA